Ziziphus jujuba (common jujube) is the source of this 2172-nucleotide messenger RNA. RefSeq names its product probable LRR receptor-like serine/threonine-protein kinase At4g36180. The coding region runs from base 1 to 2172 and encodes 723 amino acids. Gene Ontology annotation, molecular function: protein binding. NCBI's taxonomy places the organism in Eukaryota, Viridiplantae, Streptophyta, Magnoliopsida, Rosales, Rhamnaceae. The record is from RefSeq and is a predicted model, not a curated record. The transcript is spliced from 5 exons.
AUGGCUUUGUCAUUUACAGCUUUUAUGAACCUCUUCUUUACAAUUUUACUCGCACAAGCUACCAUUAAUUUGAGUUCUGAAAGCAGCAGUGAUGAUGUAGUAUGCAUUGAGAGUGAGAGAAGAGCAUUGUUGAGUUUCAAGCAAGAUCUUGUUGAUCCUUUCAACAGGCUUUUGUCUUGGAACGCUUCUCAUAAGAACUGCUGCAAAUGGGCUGGAAUUUUGCUUGGUUUGAAGCAUCUGAGUUACCUAGACCUCAGCUACAAUUAUUUUGGAGGGACUCAAAUUCCCAUCUUCAUGGGUUCACUUGUGAGUUUAACAUAUCUUGACCUCACAAAUGCUGGCUUUAAGGGACUAAUACCUCCCCAACUUGGAAACCUCUCGAGUUUGACUCAUCUUGGUCUUCAAGGUCAAUUUUAUCGGUAUGAUCAGCCUGCAGCUUUAUAUGCUGAGAAUCUUCAUUGGCUUUCUGGUCUUUCUUCGCUACAACACUUGGAUAUGAGCCACGUGAAUCUUAGUAAAGCGUUAGACCAUUGGUUGCAGGUAAUAAACAGGCUCUCUUCUUUGUCAGAACUGCAGUUGUACGGCUGUGAGAUUUCUCAUAUUAUUCCUAAUAAUUCUGUGUUAUCCCUUUCCGUCCUUGACAUUUCAUCGAACAAUUUUAAUUCUUUCAUACCGGGAUGGAUUUUCAACAUGAACAGUUUAGUGUAUCUUGAUCUAAGCUACAACAGAUUUGUAGACCCAUUUCCCAAUAGUUGUUGUUGGAAUUUAACUUCCCUGAGAGGCCUUAAAGUUGCUUAUAACCAGAUGAAUUCUUCUUUGGCCAUUUGGUUAUCUGGUCUGAGUAGUCUAGUGGCUCUUGAUCUAAGUGGUAACUCUCUACAAGGUCCACUUCCAAGCAGCAACCGAAACUCGACUGCUCUUAGAUACCAUGAGCUGGGUGCAUGUGAACUAAAUUCAACCAUUUUCAGUGGCUUUUUGUACGAUUUGGGCAGACUUGAAUACCUCGGCCUUAAUCGGAAUAAUAUAGAGGGUGUAAUCUCAAGUGCGUUUCAAAAUCUUACGUCACUUGUUCAUCUUAAGAUGUCUGGUAAUUCACUGGAAGGGGAAAUCCCUACAUUUAUGGGAAAUCUUGCGUCACUCGUUUAUCUUGAAUUGUCCUAUAAUUCACUUGAAGGAGAAAUACCUUCAUCUUUGGGAAAUCUGACGUCAAUUGUUCGUCUUUACUUCGUCAAUAAUUCACUUGAAGGGGAAAUACCUUCAACGUUGGCAAAUCUUUGUAAUCUGGAGGAAAUUGAUUUGAGUGAUAACAAAUUUGGUGGAAAGGUGUUAAAUGCUUUUGACAGCUUGUCCUCAGGCUGCCUUUCGAAUAGUUUGAGGUCAAUCGACUUGAGUGGGAAUUCCUAUUCUGCUUUACAAGUUUUAGAUGUCGGAAGAAACCAAUUGAAUGGAUCUCUUCCAGAAAGCCUUAGUGGUCUCUCAAAUUUACAUGGUCUUGACAUUACUUGGAAUCAUUUAGAAGGUGUUGUUACCCAACUUCACUUUGCAAAUCUCACUAGUUUGUCGGUGUUAAUUGCUUCUGGAAAUUCAUUGAAUCUAAGACUUCAAAUCAUGGAUUUUGCUGACAACAAUCUUUCUGGGAUUGUACCAAAGUGUUUCAUCAAUUUUAAAGCCAUGGCCACCAAACAAGUUUCAGGAAACUUCUUGAAAGGAAGAAUUCCAGAUAGCAUUGGCAACAUGGUGUGGUUGGAAUCUCUUGAUUUCGCAAGAAAUCAACUUUCCGGUGUAAUUCCUCCAAGCUUGUCAAGUUUAACUUUCUUAAGUUACUUGAACUUAUCUUACAACAAUUUGUCAGGAAAAAUUCCAUUAAGCACCCAACUCCAGAGUUUUGACGCUUCUAGUUUCAUCGGCAAUGAACUCUGUGAACAGUCACUUUAUAACAUCUGUGAUGAAGACCAGUCAAAACCUACUAUCAACAGUGGAGAACAGAAGGCUGAUGAUCGAGAUGAAGUUGGCCGCUGGUUUCAUUUGGGCAUUGGAACAGGUUUUGGAAUAGGAUUCUUUGGUGUAAUUGCUCCAUUAGUCUUCUCCACAACCUGGAGGCAUGCUUAUUUUGGCUUUUUUGGUUACUUGUGGUGCAAAAUUCUCUACGAGUACAAUUGCCUUUGGCUUUGA